Messenger RNA from Camellia sinensis, 2190 nucleotides. RefSeq names its product zeta-carotene desaturase (gene ZDS). Gene Ontology annotation, molecular function: 9,9'-di-cis-zeta-carotene desaturase activity. Gene Ontology annotation, biological process: carotene biosynthetic process; carotenoid biosynthetic process. Lineage: Eukaryota; Viridiplantae; Streptophyta; Magnoliopsida; Ericales; Theaceae. The record is from RefSeq and is a predicted model, not a curated record. Gene Ontology annotation, cellular component: chloroplast.
CUUCACAUCCUCUCCCCCAACCGCACUAACAACCUCCUCCAAAGUUAAAAAUCCCUUUUUUUUAAAAAAAAAAAAUUCAAUCUCCAAAUCCUAAGCUGAUGCCCUGACAAAUCCCCCAACCUCAGCAUCUACACCCCUCCAGAUACCCUCUCUCUCUCUACAAGUCGUUGUUGGAUGAUGUUACUACUCAUCUCAACACUCUCUUAACAAAUAGAAUUUCAAUUCUAUUCUUUGUUUUCUAGAAUUCAAUGGCAUCUUCUUCUCUUUGUUUCCCGACAACUUCAGCUGCCGGAGCCCGAACCACUCUCCGACCCGAUGUUUCCGGAUUCUUGCUCUCCGGUCACCGUCCCAGGACCCAAUUCAAGUCUCGAAGUUUUGAUGUUCGAUGCUCUUUGGACUCCAAUGUCUCUGAUAUGAGCGUUAAUGCUCCAAAAGGAUUAUUUCCAUCAGAACCUGAACAUUAUAGGGGACCAAAACUAAAAGUGGCUAUCAUUGGAGCUGGUCUUGCAGGCAUGUCAACUGCAGUGGAGCUAUUGGAUCAGGGCCAUGAGGUGGACAUAUACGAAUCAAGAUCUUUCAUUGGUGGAAAAGUCGGUUCUUUUGUUGAUAAACGUGGAAAUCACAUUGAAAUGGGACUUCAUGUUUUCUUUGGUUGUUACAAUAAUCUUUUUCGAUUGAUGAAAAAGGUUGGUGCUGAUAAAAAUCUGCUUGUGAAGGAUCAUACUCAUACUUUUGUAAACAAAGGGGGUGAAAUUGGUGAACUGGAUUUUAGGUUUCCAAUUGGAGCACCAUUGCAUGGAAUUCGUGCUUUUUUGUCUACAAAUCAGCUCAAGCCUUAUGACAAAGCAAGAAAUGCUUUGGCUCUUGCCUUAAGUCCUGUUGUGCGGGCUCUUGUUGAUCCAGAUGGAGCAAUGAGGGACAUACGGAAUCUGGAUAGCAUAAGCUUCUCUGAUUGGUUCUUGUCCAAAGGUGGCACACGUGCAAGUAUCCAGAGAAUGUGGGAUCCUGUUGCUUAUGCUCUUGGGUUUAUUGAUUGUGAUAAUAUCAGCGCCCGUUGUAUGCUCACUAUAUUUGGAUUGUUUGCCACAAAAACAGAAGCUUCCUUAUUGCGCAUGCUUAAAGGUUCCCCCGACAUUUAUUUAAGUGGCCCAAUCAAAAAGUAUAUCACAGACAAAGGGGGGAGGUUCCAUCUCAGGUGGGGAUGUAGAGAGAUACUUUACGACAGAUCUACUGAUGGAGAGACAUACGUGACAGGAAUUGCCAUGUCAAAAGCUACUCAAAAGAAAAUUGUGAAAGCUGAUGCUUAUGUUGCAGCAUGUGAUGUCCCUGGAAUUAAAAGAUUACUUCCACCCACAUGGAGGGAGUGGGAAUUCUUUGAUAAUAUUUAUGAACUAGUUGGUGUGCCUGUGGUCACAGUGCAACUCAGAUACAACGGCUGGGUCACAGAGUUACAGGAUUUAGAACGUUCAAGGCAACUAAGGCAAGCUGCAGGGUUGGAUAAUCUCCUUUAUACCCCAGAUGCAGAUUUCUCAUGCUUUGCAGACCUUGCACUCUCAUCACCUGAAGACUAUUACCUCAAGGGACAAGGCUCAUUGCUCCAAUGUGUGCUUACACCUGGUGAUCCCUACAUGCCAUUACCAAAUGAUGAAAUCAUAAAAAGAGUUACAAAACAGGUGUUGGCUUUAUUCCCAUCUUCCCAAGGUUUGGACGUUACUUGGUCAUCUGUAGUCAAGAUUGGGCAAUCGUUAUAUCGUGAGGGGCCUGGUAAAGAUCCAUUUAGACCUGAUCAGAAGACCCCUGUGAAAAAUUUCUUCCUUGCUGGCUCAUAUACAAAGCAGGAUUACAUAGACAGCAUGGAAGGUGCUACCCUAUCUGGGAGACAAGCCUCGGCCUAUAUAUGUGAUGGUGGGGAGGAAUUGGUGGCAUUACGAAAGAAGAUUGAAUCCCAAGUCCUUACUGAAGCUGCUUCUUUGACUGACGAGUUGAGUCUUGUCUAAUGCAUUGCAAUUUUCAUUCAAAGACCACCGUGCAAGCAUUGCCUCAAAUUGCUGAGUUAGAAGGCAGCUGUGACGGGAAUACGUAUGUAUAUUCAUCACCAUGUAUGUAAUUUAACUGGAAUUACAUGUAACUGUAGAACAUCAGUUGUUGCAUCAUGCAAUUAAAUGUCAAUCAUAAGCAUUCAUGGGUACC